This is a messenger RNA of Sinocyclocheilus rhinocerous, 425 nucleotides long. Its product is annotated as BOLA class I histocompatibility antigen, alpha chain BL3-6-like. NCBI's taxonomy places the organism in Eukaryota, Metazoa, Chordata, Actinopteri, Cypriniformes, Cyprinidae. The record is from RefSeq and is a predicted model, not a curated record. Gene Ontology annotation, cellular component: external side of plasma membrane. The annotation marks the transcript as partial. Gene Ontology annotation, biological process: immune response. The transcript has 3 exons.
CUGCUGUAGUGUCUCUGUUACAGUGGAGUUCCUCCUCUCCAGUGGAGUGUCAUGCCACAGGUUUCUACCCAUCAGCAGUGACUAUCACCUGGUUAAAAAAUGGAGAAGAUCAUGAUGAGGACAUGGAUCUUGGAGAGCUACUGCCAAAUGAGGAUGGGACCUUCCAGAAGACAUCUAUCCUCAAUGUUCCUCAAGACGACUGGAAGAAGCACCAGUAUGUUUGUGUGGUGGAGCACGAGACAGGGACCAUCCGGAAGAUUCUGAGAGAGGACGAGAUCAAGAGUAACAACAGACUUACAAAAGCAUUCUUCAAAAAAAUAUUUCUGUCUGUGGCGGGAGUUUCCUUAUUCCUGUAUAUUUGUCUUUCGAUCCACUGUAUACAAGCGUGAAGUAUGAGCUGGCAGUCGGUCCGAACGAAAAGCAGA